This is a messenger RNA of Vigna radiata var. radiata (mung bean), 2674 nucleotides long. RefSeq names its product probable receptor-like protein kinase At5g18500. Gene Ontology annotation, molecular function: ATP binding; protein kinase activity. The coding region runs from base 482 to 2449 and encodes 655 amino acids. NCBI's taxonomy places the organism in Eukaryota, Viridiplantae, Streptophyta, Magnoliopsida, Fabales, Fabaceae. The transcript has 11 exons. Gene Ontology annotation, biological process: protein phosphorylation. The record is from RefSeq and is a predicted model, not a curated record.
CAUUUGUACCAAAUGUGCUGAGGUGCUGUUCGGCGCAACAAUCGUGGAACAGUGUUUCGUUUUCAUGGAAUCAUGUACCAGAAGCGGAUAUUAAGGGUUUCCCGCGAAAAAACUCUAUGUUAGGACUAAAAUUUUUCAGGUUCAUAUAUCAUCAUUUCGUAAAACACAACCUUACUUUUCGCAUCAUUGUUUUUGCCUUACCAACAUCCUCCUCGCGCCUCAGAGUCUUUCUUCUUUCCAAUUUUAUCAACCCCUUUCAUUCAAGAACACACUUUUUUAUUUUUCAAAUCUCAAUUAUCUGCAUGUGUGUUCUUUCAUUCCAUUCUUCCACAAUGCCUAGAUGCAGAUUCAGUCGUCUUUACGAUUCCUUUUUAAGUUGUUAUUCAGUUAAAAUAAACAUGGCUGCUUCCAAUAAUACUUAGAGGAUGAGAUGGUUCGCUCAACAAGGAAGGCCAGGUGUUUGAUGUAAAGGCAAAACGCAAUGGAAGUUGAAAAAAGGUUUGUUUUGGUUGGUAUUAGAAUUGAUGGCCAUAGUAGACAGCUUCUCGACUGGGCACUCGUCAAGGUUGCUGAACCAGGGGAUUCUGUUGUAGCAGUUCAUGUUGUUAAAAAUCCAGAUCAUGUUUGGAAAAGCAAUACUCUGAUAGAUGACUAUUUAGAAGUUUAUGAAGGGCUAUGUGAUGUUAAGAAGUUAGAUCUCACUGGUCAAAUCUUCUGUGGAUGCUCCGUCCGAAACAUUCUAGUUAGAGAAGCAAAAAAGCAUGAUGCUCUGGCUCUAGUGGUAGGGGGUCGAGCUGGCUUAGCUAAAUAUUGCGCCAAACGAGUACCAGCCACCACCAAUGUUCUAGCCAUCCAAGGCUCAAGGAUUGUAUAUAGGAGUUGCACCGACGAACAACAACCAGGUACUCUUAUAAAGGACCCAAGGCCUAGCUUAAGAACCAUAGGAAAAAACUCAAGUGACAGAUUAAACCAGUCUACAUUUGGUGACUCCACCCUGGAGAUUGAGAAACCAGCAACCAAAAAUUCCUUAGAUUUGAAGGAAGAAAUAUUUAAAGGAUUAGCAAAAUGUAAGACAAGGUCAAUAUCCAUGUGUGCUGGUGAUUCGGCUAAGCAGAAGCUUGGGUGGCCUCUACUCCGAGGAGCCAAUUCAGGAACCUCACAAACCCAUCAUGCAAGGGACAUGUCAGUAGUACAAUGGGUAAUGACUUUACCGGAUCGUUCUCCAUCUAAAAGUCCCUGGUCUUCUUCCUCUGAGGAUAAUCCAUUUGAAAGGAGCAUCAGCGAUAUUGAUGAUGAGAGCUCCAAAUUUUCUUCAGCUCCAUCUGUUGAGCUACCAAAUGGCCUAGAGGAAAUGCAACGAGUAAAUUCAAUCGACUGCAAGUGGUUCAGCCUUGAACUUCUGCAGUCUUGCACUAGACAAUUUUCUUCAGAAAACUUGGUUGGGAAAGGAGGGAGCAAUUGUGUGUACAAGGGAGUCCUCCCUGAUGGAAAGCCAGUGGCAGUUAAAGUAUUGCAGACAUCAAAAGAAGCCUGGAAAGAGUUUGCCCUUGAGAUGGAAAUAACAUCCUCAUCGAGGCACAAAAACAUUGCCCCUCUACUUGGGAUUUGUACAGAGAACAAUACUUUAAUCUCCGUUUAUGAUUAUUUGCCCCAGGGCACCUUAGAGGAAAAUCUGCAUGGAAAGAGCAAAUUGUCAUGGGAGGUGAGAUUUAAUGUGGCAGUUGGGAUAGCUGAAGCCCUGGAUUACCUACACAGGGAAGCUUUGAAGCCUGUUAUACACAGAGAUGUCAAGUCUUCUAACAUUCUUCUUUCCCUGGGGUUUGAGCCUCAGUUAUCUGAUUUCGGACUUGCAGUAUGGGGACCAACAAAUUCAUCCUUUUUGACACAAGAUGUAGUAGGAACAUUUGGUUAUCUUGCUCCUGAAUACUUCAUGUAUGGAAAUGUCAGCGACAAGAUAGAUGUUUAUGCAUUUGGUGUAGUUCUACUUGAACUAAUAUCAGGAAGGGAACCAAUCAGCUCAGAAGCUUGCAAAGGACAGGAGAGCUUGGUCGUGUGGGCAAAACCAAUGAUAGAUAGUGGGGAUAUUAAAGGCUUAUUGGACCCAGAUUUAGAAGGGAAAUUUGAUGAGGUCCAAUUGCAAAGAAUGGUUAUGGCAGCAUCUUUAUGCAUCCAACGGGCUGCUCGACUUCGUCCUAAACUGAACCAGAUACUGAAGAUCCUAAAAGGAGAUGAGAAAGUUGAAUAUUUGCUGAACUCCCUUGGGAACAACGAGGAUGAUUUAGAAAAUGGAGAAAACAUUGAUGAUGAAGUGUAUCCAAGUUCAAGUGCUGAGUUACACCUGAGUCUUGCUUUACUUGGUGUGGACGAUGACAAAGCAUCACAAACUAGCACUGAGCUCAGCUAUAGUGAGCACUUGAAAGAAUGGAGCAGGUCAUCAAGUUUCAAUUAGUUUUGUUGAAUCCUAAGUUCCUAACCCUUGUAUUUGUCCUUAGUUUGUGCAUGUACAGUUACGUUAAAAAAACAAAGAAAGAAGACAGAGAUUCAGCACCCUUGAUGAGGUGGUUUGUAGAUGUAGAAUGGCAAUUUUGUUUUUAAUUUAUCCUGAGAAUAAUGUACUAAAUUUUGGUUUUAUGAAUGCAUCUUAGGCAAUGGUUGAAUGCAUACCUUAAUCAUA